AUGCUGGACCCCAUUCUGGACCCCAUGCUGGACCCCAUCCUGGACCCCAUGCUGGAACCCAUUCUGGACCUCAUCCUGGACCCCAUGAUGGACCCCAUCAUGGACCCCAUCCCCUGUGAAGAUGAGUUGCCGUCCACCUCAGAGGACACUGAAAGCAGAAACCCACCCGAGACGGCUCUGAGCGCGAGAAGCGCCGAUGAUGGACCGGUUCAGAAGGACGACGGGUUUCUAGACCUGUCAGCCAUGUUUAAGGCCAAGUAUCGUCAGCAGGAGAAACUUGGCGAAGGAGGAUUUGGAUGCGUGUAUGCUGGCUAUCGUAAAGAGGAUAAUCUUCCUGUCGCCAUCAAGCAUAUUAUCAUAGACGAAGAGCUCCUCUUUCACAAAGACAGUAAUGGGCUCCAGAUCCCCAUGGAGGUAGCUGUCCUAAGGAAGCUAGGGGCCGGAUCAGAGCAGCAUUCAGCAUCCAUUGACCUACUGGACUGGUACGUUGUGGACGAGGAGCUGAUCCUGGUGCUGGAGAGACCGAUGCCGGCCGUAGACCUCUUCGACUACAUUCAAGACAAAGGAGGCUACUUGAAGGAAAAGGAAGCUAAGAUUAUAAUGAAGCAGUUGGUGAAUGCAGCCAUUGACCUCCAGGAGAAGCACAUUUUCCACCGGGACAUCAAGACGGAAAAUGUCCUUAUUCAGACCUGCAUGAAUUUGCCACGAGUUCGCGUCAUCGACUUUGGUCUGAGCUGCUUCGGCGGAGAAGACGACGUCUAUAACACCUUUUAUGGUACUCACAUCCCCCCAGAGUGGGCCAGUCGGCAGGAAUACAAAGCGGGACCCACGACAGUAUUCCAGAUCGGAAUGGUCCUGUUCUACAUGCGAAAAAAGGUGUCAUUUAGACCGGGGAUGACCUAUCUGGAGCUGAAUGAGACCAAGUGGCUUUCCAAAAAUGGCAAAGAUUUCAUUAAGGCGUGCUUCAGUGAGGACCCGGAUACUCGUUUCACCCUGGACCAGCUGAAGCAUCACCCGUGGCUGAGAUAG
Molecule: messenger RNA, 1029 nt
Organism: Cyclopterus lumpus (lumpfish)
Lineage: Eukaryota; Metazoa; Chordata; Actinopteri; Perciformes; Cyclopteridae
Product: serine/threonine-protein kinase pim-2-like
Exons: 6
Coding region: 1-1029 (342 amino acids)
Biological process (GO): negative regulation of apoptotic process; protein autophosphorylation; regulation of mitotic cell cycle
Cellular component (GO): cytoplasm
Molecular function (GO): ATP binding; protein serine/threonine kinase activity
Source: RefSeq, a predicted model, not a curated record